Jaculus jaculus (lesser Egyptian jerboa) is the source of this 753-nucleotide messenger RNA. It is a transcript of the gene Prap1, whose product is annotated as proline rich acidic protein 1. Lineage: Eukaryota; Metazoa; Chordata; Mammalia; Rodentia; Dipodidae. Bases 1 to 684 code for a protein of 227 amino acids. The record is from RefSeq and is a predicted model, not a curated record. The transcript is spliced from 6 exons.
AUGGUUUGUUUACGAUGCGGAGCCAGGGAAGAGAGGGGAACCCACGAAGGUGGUACCCCUCAUGGCACCAUCGAAGAGGCGUUGGAAGCGCACUAUCGAGGCGAUAAUUCUUCCUUCCACUCCACACAUCAGAACAUUCCGUCGCUGAAUCAUGGGUACCCGCUGGGAAGUUGGUUUCUCCUGACCAUAUUUCUGGUGGCUGGGCUGCUGCAGGAAGCGGGUACAGUCCCAGUGCCCCAGGUUUUCUCCAGCCUUGGGCCACUGAGUGGAAGAGCCCACACUUCUGACUCACUUUCCUGGGUCUCUGUGAAGAUCAAAGGCAAACAUGGGAUCCCAGACCACGACAUAGACAAGGCCUGGGGCACCCAAGACCUGGAACCUCCAGAGAAGGAUGACCAGCUGAGGGCACUCCUUCUUAUGCACAAGCAGAAGCUUUCAGCUGCAGAGGAAAAGCAUCCAGAUGUCAAGACCUUGGUGAAGACUGAGGACAUCUUGAGACAUUUUCGGAGCCCCCUUCUGAGUUCAGAGUUGGAUCUUGACAGUUUGUACCACCCUGUGUAUGAGGAGGCCCAGGGUGAGGAAGAGCCCCAGAUGUGGGAGAUGCUGUCUCACCAGGUGCUUCUGGGGCCAGAGGAGGACCUAGACCACAUCUCCCACCCUAUGGAGGACUCCAGAGAGCCCUAACCACCCUCAUACCUCUGCUUGAAGGCCCCAAAUACUGAGAUUGGUGACCCUCCAGCUGGAAAAAAUAAA